Molecule: messenger RNA, 2295 nt
Organism: Fusarium tjaetaba
Lineage: Eukaryota; Fungi; Ascomycota; Sordariomycetes; Hypocreales; Nectriaceae
Product: ribosome biogenesis ERB1
Exons: 2
Coding region: 1-2295 (764 amino acids)
Biological process (GO): ribosome biogenesis; maturation of LSU-rRNA from tricistronic rRNA transcript (SSU-rRNA, 5.8S rRNA, LSU-rRNA)
Cellular component (GO): preribosome, large subunit precursor; PeBoW complex
Molecular function (GO): protein binding; ribonucleoprotein complex binding
Source: RefSeq, a predicted model, not a curated record
AUGGCACCAACCUUGACAUCACGCAAGCGAAAGGUUCUCGCAGAACCUGCUCCCGUUGAAGACGAGCUCGCUGGCUUGGAAUUGGACGGCGUCUUGUCACAGAGCGAAGAUGGAUCUGACUUUGAGGAAAGCGAUCUUGAGGAUGGACUCGACGGCCAAGACACGAAUGAGCACGACGAUGAUGAAGAUGAAGAGGACGACGACGAUGACGACGAUGAUGAUGCGUACAGUGAAGACGCCUCCUCCGACGUAGACGACAACUUCGUGGCCCCUCCACCACUCGACACUGAUGAUUCGGAACCAAACUAUCGCGUCGUCAAGGAUGCCAACGGCGGGGAGCGCUAUGAGUACGCUGAGGUUGAUCCUGUCUAUGACAGCGACGAUUCAGAUGCCCAAGGCCCAAACAACACAAUUGGCAACAUUCCCCUCUCCUUCUACGACUCCUACCCUCACAUCGGAUACGACAUCAAUGGCAAGAAGAUUAUGCGCCCAGCCACUGGGGAGGCUCUCGAUGCUCUCCUGGACAGUAUUGAGAUUCCCAAGGGCUGGACUGGCUUGACAGAUCCUGAAACUGGGAAGCCUUUGGACUUGACCCAGGACCAGCUUGAACUUCUUAAGCGACUACAGAUGAACGAGGUCCCCAACGAGGAUUACGAUCCUUACCCCGAUAUGGUGCCGUACUUCACCAGUAUCGAGGAGAAGAUGCCUCUGAGCGCUGCGCCAGAACCGAAGCGGCGAUUUGUUCCCUCUAAGCAUGAAGCCAAGCGUGUUGCCAAGCUUGUCCGGGCCAUCAAAGAGGGCCGUAUCCUACCCUACAAGCCUCCCGAGGAGCGGCAACGAGAACAAGAGGAGAAGGAAGAGUCUUACUACGAUGUAUGGGCAAACGAGGAGCCUCAAGACCCCCAUGUAAUGAACAUCCCAGCUCCCAAGCUUGCUCCUCCAGGAUACGACCUUAGCUACAACCCACCACCCGAGUACUUGCCGACCGAGGAGGAAAAGGAAGCCUGGAAGAACCAAGAUCCCGAGGAGAGGGGAAAGGAGUACUUGCCUGCCAAAUUUGACUCGCUGCGCAAGGUUCCUGGUUAUGGCGAGUUCGUCAAGGAACGAUUUGAUCGCUGUCUGGAUCUUUAUCUCGCCCCACGAAUCAGGAAGAACAGGCUCAACAUCGACCCCAACUCUCUUCUGCCUAAGCUUCCCCGACCAGAAGACCUUAAGCCGUUCCCCACCCUCAACCAGACCAUCUUCCGUGGCCAUGAUGGUCGAGUCCGUUCGGUAUCGUUCAGUCCAGAUGGUGAAUUCGUGGCCUCAGGAGGUGAUGAUGGUACAGUCCGUGUCUGGGCUCUCAACGGCCACCAAGAAUGGAUGGCAAAGCUUAGUAGCGAGGAGCCAGUCAAUAUCGUGCGAUGGCGGCCCAAUAAGGAGACCUUUAUUCUGGCAGCUGCGGCUGGAGAGGAUCUCUUUUUUAUGAUCCCCUCGGUAGCUAGUGACGCUGUUGAGAAGGCCAGUCGCGAUGUUCUCGACGCUGGCUUCGGCUACGCUACUAAUGGAGCACAGCCCAGUACAGUCAAUGGUGUGAAGAAAGAACCUCCUGCCAAGUGGUCACGACCUGGGGCCAAGCUGGAAACUGCCGGUGUGCUCCUCAUGGCUACUGUUAGGUCAACGAUCAAGGUCAUCAGCUGGCACAGGCGAGGCGAGUUCAUCUCCACUGUCUCACCAACCGGACAAAGGAGCUCAGUCGCCAUCCACACGCUCUCCAAGCAUCUCAGUCAAAUUCCUUUCCGAAAGCUGCCUGGUCUUGCCCAGACGGCUCAGUUCCAUCCUUCAAGGCCACUGUUCUUUGUUGCCACUCAGCGAAUGAUCAGGUGCUACGAUCUCCAGCGCCAGGAACUUGUCAAGGUUGUCCAACCUGGUGCCCGAUGGAUCUCUUCAUUUGAUAUUCACCCUGGUGGAGAUAAUCUUAUUGUUGGCUCAUACGAUCGAAGACUGCUGUGGCAUGAUCUUGAUCUGUCGUCUCGCCCUUACAAGACGAUGCGAUUCCACCCUGAAGCAAUCCGCGCUGUCAAAUUCCACCGCAGCCUGCCCCUCUUCGCUGAUGCCAGUGAUGACGGAACAUUACAGAUCUUCCAUGGCAAGGUCGUGAGCGAUCUUAUGGAGAACGCGACUAUUGUCCCUGUCAAGAUGCUCAAGGGCCAUAAAGUAAUCAACAAGCUGGGCGUCCUUGACGUGGACUGGCACCCAAAGCACCCCUGGUGUCUCAGCGCUGGUGCAGAUGGAACCUGCAGGCUCUGGGCAUGA